UUCCUUGUGACCUUUCACCCCAGCAUGGCUGCGCCCAUGGGACCUGUGAAGUUCUGGCGACCCGGUACAGAGGGGCCAGGGGUCAGCAUCUCGGAAGAGAGACAAAGUCUCACUGAAAACUCUGGGACAACAGUUGUUUACAAUCCGUAUGCUGCCCUUUCCAUCGAGCAGCAGAGGCAGAAGCUGCCGGUGUUCAAGCUUAGGAAUCAUAUUUUAUACUUGAUAGAAAACUAUCAGACUGUGGUGAUUGUUGGAGAAACGGGGUGUGGGAAAAGCACGCAGAUUCCUCAGUACCUUGCAGAAGCUGGCUGGACAGCUGAAGGAAGAGUGGUGGGAGUGACCCAGCCUCGGAGGGUGGCUGCUGUUACAGUUGCAGGGAGAGUAGCUGAGGAAAGGGGUGCGGUGCUGGGCCAUGAGGUGGGCUACUGCAUUCGCUUUGAUGACUGCACUGACCAGCUUGCUACGCGAAUUAAGUUUCUUACUGAUGGAAUGCUGGUCAGGGAAAUGAUGGUUGAUCCAUUGUUAACGAAUUAUAGUGCCAUCAUGCUGGAUGAAGCCCAUGAGAGGACCAUGUACACUGACAUUGCCAUUGGCUUGCUAAAAAAGAUUCAGAAAAAGCGAGGAGAUCUUCGAUUGAUUGUGGCUUCAGCCACUUUGGAUGCAGAGAAAUUUCGGGAUUUCUUUAAUCAAAAUGAAACCAGUGACCCAAGCAGGGAUACAUGUGUGAUCCUUACAGUGGAAGGGCGAACAUUUCCGGUGGAUAUCUUUUAUCUACAAAGUCCUGUUCCAGAUUAUAUCAAAUCAACUGUGGAAACUGUGGUGAAAAUUCACCAGACAGAGGGAGAUGGAGACAUACUAGCAUUUCUCACUGGCCAGGAAGAGGUAGAAACUGUUGUGUCUAUGCUAAUUGAGCAGGCUCGAGCACUAGCUCGUGCUGGGAUGAAGCGACACCUCCGAAUUCUCCCCAUGUAUGCAGGACUGCCUUCCUUCGAGCAAAUGAAAGUGUUUGAAAGGGUGUCUCGCAGUGUCAGAAAGGUGAUAGUGGCCACCAACGUGGCAGAAACCUCCAUUACAAUCGGUGGUGUUGUAUAUGUGAUUGACUGUGGCUUUGUGAAACUCCGAGCCUACAAUCCCAGGACAGCCAUUGAAUGCUUGGUGGUGGUGCCUGUGUCCCAGGCAUCAGCCAACCAGCGAGCAGGACGUGGUGGUCGCAACCGCUCAGGGAAAUGUUACCGCCUUUAUACAGAGGAAGCCUUUGACCAGUUGCCUCAAUCUACUGUUCCUGAGAUGCAGCGUAGCAAUUUGGCACCUGUCAUCCUACAGCUGAAAGCGCUAGGAAUCGACAAUGUCCUCAGGUUCCACUUCAUGUCGCCCCCUCCAGCACAGUCGAUGGUUCAAGCUCUGGAGUUGCUGUACGCCCUGGGAGGUCUGGACAAAGACUGUCACCUGACUGAACCACUUGGCAUGAGAAUAGCAGAGUUUCCUUUGAAUCCCAUGUUUGCCAAAAUGCUGCUGGAAUCAGGAAAUUUUGGCUGUUCUCAGGAAAUUCUAAGCAUUGCAGCCAUGAUGCAGAUACAGAAUAUCUUUCUUGUCCCUUCAAACCAGAAGUCUCAGGCUGUUCGAGUGCACCGUAAAUUUGCUGUGGAGGAGGGUGAUCACCUCACAAUGCUCAAUGUGUAUGAAGCAUUUAUCAAACACAAUAAGAGCUCUCAGUGGUGUCAGGAACAUUUCCUGAAUUACAAGGGUCUAGUCAGAGCUGCAACUGUGAGAGAACAAUUGAAAAAGCUUCUUGUCAAGUUUCAAGUGCCCAAGAAGUCUAGCGAAGGUGAUCCAGAUCCAGUUCUGAGGUGCAUCGUUUCAGGAUUCUUUGCCAAUGCAGCAAGGUUUCAUUCUACUGGAGCCUAUAGGACUAUCCGUGAUGAUCAUGAGCUGCACAUACACCCUGCAUCAGUACUCUAUGCGGAGAAGCCGCCUCGCUGGGUUAUCUACAAUGAAGUUAUACAAACCUCCAAGUAUUACAUGAGAGAUGUGACUGCCAUUGAAUCGGCCUGGCUGCUGGAGCUGGCGCCACACUUUUAUCAACAAGGAACGCCCCUCCCCCCACCAGCGCUCCCGCCGCCGCCGCCGCCGCCGCCGCCGUCGCCGCGCCCGCCGCGGCCCCUGGCACGGGUAGCUCAUCACAACCCGGCCGGAGGAGAUCCACAUCAAACCGCUUCAGGGAAGAUUUGCUGGGAUCGCUGCCACCGCUCCUGCGACGGAGACUGUCCUGCCCACCCGGCGCGGGGCUCCUGUUGCCUGCUCGGAGGCAGGCAGCCAUUUUGUUCCUGUCCGGCCCCACCCCCUUUGGGGCGAGCAGAUGAGAUAGCACCACCUGCUGGCGAUUCAAG
This is a messenger RNA of Carlito syrichta (Philippine tarsier), 2387 nucleotides long. RefSeq names its product DEAH-box helicase 35 (gene DHX35). The transcript has 22 exons. The record is from RefSeq and is a predicted model, not a curated record. The annotation marks the transcript as partial. Lineage: Eukaryota; Metazoa; Chordata; Mammalia; Primates; Tarsiidae. Gene Ontology annotation, molecular function: RNA binding. Gene Ontology annotation, cellular component: intracellular anatomical structure; catalytic step 2 spliceosome.